AUGGACACCAUAAAAAGGGUGCUCCUACCAAAGGCUCAAUUUGACUGGACCAAUCUGAGGUUUCAGGAUUUUAAAUCUGUCAGUGAAUAUAACUCCACACUAUUCAAAAUUGUAUCAUUACUGAAAUACUGUGACCAAGCAGUCACAGAAGAUCAAAUGAUAGAGAAAACCCUCUCCACAUUUCAUGUGAACAAUAUUGUAUUGCAACAGCAAUACCGAGAGAGGGGCUUUAAGAAAUACUCUGAGGUGAUUUCUAUACUACUGGUUGCCGAACAGAACAAUGAUCUUCUGUUGAAAAACCAUAAUAUUAGACCAAUUGGGUCUAUGGCAUUCAAUGAAUCAAAUGUUGUUGGAAGCUCAAACCCACCUGAGGCAAAUGUUGCUCAUAGAGGUGGACAUGGAGGAUAUAACCACCGCGGUAGAGGACGUGGAAACCACCGCGGGCGUGGCCUUGGCCAUGGUCAUGGCAGGGGUUGUCUCGCCCCUAGAAACAAUAACCACAAAAGGCAUCAACAAGGAAAUAAAAAGCAGACCCCCUCAAAAGAAAAAGACACAUGCUUUAGAUGUGGCAUGACUGGCCAUUGGGGGAAAACAUGCCGUACUGUCAAACAUUUGGUAGAUUUGUACCAAGCAUCCAUAAAAGGCAAAGGAAAAGUUGUAGAGGCAAACUAUGUAAAUGAGGAAAAUACCUCAGUGCCAAGCUUUGACGUGUCUGAUUUCUUCGUGGAUAACCCUGAAAAUGGCAAUGAUUUGAUAUUUGAGUAUAAUAGUAACAUAUAG
Spinacia oleracea (spinach) is the source of this 780-nucleotide messenger RNA. RefSeq lists its product as uncharacterized. The coding region runs from base 1 to 780 and encodes 259 amino acids. Lineage: Eukaryota; Viridiplantae; Streptophyta; Magnoliopsida; Caryophyllales; Amaranthaceae. The transcript has a single exon. The record is from RefSeq and is a predicted model, not a curated record. Gene Ontology annotation, molecular function: nucleic acid binding; zinc ion binding.